GUGGUAGGGAAGAAGUGAAGGCAUUUUUUCCCUCUCUUUUUAGGUCCCUAAACGCACAGCACACUAUGAAGAGUAGUAGUAAGAAAGAAUGAUGAGUCCGUUCCAUUUCGAAAUUCCAAAACCCAACCCUACAAUUGCAUUGCUACCUCUUCUCGACAACAAGCACAAAAUCAGCACCUUCAAUCCAUGUUGGCCGUACGAGUGUGAUUUGCAUGGAGUUGAACUUGAACCAAGCUGGCAAGAGCAAUUUUCCAACUUCUUUUAAGCGGGCUCCAUUUUAUCCUGUGGUUUUUUGAAUAGGUGGUCAAGGUUUCCACAUCUCAAGCAAAAGGAAAUAUGACGGUGAAUUUACCUGGGAUAGAAGAAGCUGCCAAGCCAACAGAUUUACCUCCAUCACCUCCUGAUGUGAUGCCUAAUAUAGAAACAGAACAAAUAGCUCGCUCUUCCUAUUCUAUUAUCAGUAGGCCUAGUGUUGGGACCACAGGAAAACGCAUACCUUUGCUUGUAAAUCUCUUCAAAGUUGCCGCUGAUGCUACAGAUGCAACCUUUUUCCAGUAUAGUGUUACUAUCACUUCGGAAGAUAAAAGUGCCGUAGAAAGCAAGGGCAUUGGGAGAAAACUGAUUGAUAGGCUUCACCCAACAUAUUCUUCUGAACUUGGUGGAAAAAGCUUAGCGUAUGAUGGAGCAGGAACUUUGUACACAGUGGGUCCUCUUCCACAUAAUAAAUUUGAGUUUAAAUUAUUACUUGAGCAAUCAUUUGCAAAGUGCAGUAGUACUGAGAGUCCUGGUGCUAAUGGAAGCCCUCCUGAGGAAAAUAAAAGGUCAAAACGUUCUUUUCAGUCAAAGACAUUCACGGUGGAGAUAAGUUAUGCUGCCAAAAUACCCUUGGAGUCCAUUGCUGAGUCACAUGCUAAUUCUCAGGAUGCAUUGAGGGUGCUUGAUGUUGUGCUGAGGCAGCGGGCAGCUAACAGAGGGUGUCUCUUGGUAAGGCAAUCUUUUUUUCAUGAUGACUCAAGGAAUUUCAUCGAUGUUGGAGGUGGAGUAACAGGAGUUCGGGGUUUUCAUUCCAGUUUUCGUCUUACACAGGGAGGAUUGUCUCUUAAUAUGGAUGUAUCCACAACAAUGAUCGUAAAACCUGGACCUGUAAUUGAUUUUCUCCUAUCCAACCAGAAUGUGAAGGAGCCUCGUUAUAUUGACUGGGCAAAGGCGAAAAGAAUGCUUAAAAAUUUAAGGAUACGUGCUAGUCAUCGCAAUCAAGAAUUUAAAAUUUCUGGCUUGAGUGAGAAACCCUGCAUUCAACAACUUUUUAGUAUGAAGUUAAAAAAUGGAGAAAACAAUAAUGGGGAGCAGACAGUGGAUGUUACUGUAUAUGAGUAUUUUUCUGAACACCGCGGCAUUGAGCUGAUCUCUUCUGCUUACCUUCCGUGUCUUGAUGUUGGGAAGCCAAAUCGGCCCAUCUUUUUUCCCCUGGAGCUAUGUUCACUUGUUCCCCUCCAGCGGUAUACAAAGGCAUUAUCACCUGUCCAAAGAACAUCUUUAGUAGAAAAAUCACGCCAGAAGCCUCAUGAAAGAAUCAAAAUUCUGACAAAUGCUAUAGGAAAUUCUUGCUACGAUGAUGAUGCUGUUCUUGCGGCAUGUGGCAUUUCUGUCGACAAGCAAUUUACUCCAGUUGAAGGUCGAGUUCUUGAGACGCCAAAGUUGAAGGUAGGUAAGAAUGAGGACUGCUUCCCCAAUAAUGGAAGGUGGAACUUUAAUAAGAAGACACUUCUACGACCAUCACAUAUUGAUUAUUGGGCUGUUGUCAACUUUUCGGCACGUUGUGAUACUAGUUACUUAACAAGAGAGCUGAUCAAAUGUGGAAUGAGCAAGGGAAUUAAUAUUGAACGGCCAUAUUCUUUAAUAGAGGAAGAAGCACUAAUGAGAAAAUCUAACCCUGUUGCAAGGGUUGAAAAGAUGUUUGACCUGCUGUCAUCAAAACUUACUAAAGAACCCGACUUGAUUCUUUGUGUCUUGCCAGAGAGGAAAAACUGUGACAUCUAUGGGCCUUGGAAAAAGAAGUGCCUGAGUGAAGUUGGUGUUGUCACACAGUGCAUUUCCCCUCUCAAGAUCACUGAUCAAUACCUUACUAAUGUACUUCUUAAAAUCAAUUCUAAGCUUGGAGGAAUAAAUUCUUUGCUGGCACUAGAGCAUUCUGGGCAUCUUCCCUUGAUUAAAGAUACCCCAACAAUGAUUUUAGGGAUGGAUGUCUCUCAUGGUUCCCCUGGCCAAUCAGAUAUUCCAUCAAUAGCAGCUGUUGUUGGAUCUCGAUGUUGGCCUCUAAUUUCAAGGUAUAGAGCAUCUGUGAGAACACAGUCACCUAAGGCAGAGAUGAUUGAUGCUCUAUUCAAACCUUUGGAUAAUGGGAAUGAUGAUGGCAUUAUCAGGGAAUUGCUUCUAGAUUUCUAUAGUUCAAGUAAUGGAUGCAAACCAACUCAAAUUAUUCUCUUCAGGGAUGGAGUUGGUGAAUCACAAUUUAAUCAGGUUUUGAAUAUGGAGCUUAACCAGAUAAUAAAGGCCUAUGAACAUCUUGAGGAGGUUGAUGUUCCCAAGUUCACUGUAAUUGUGGCACAGAAGAAUCACCAUACAAAGCUGUUUCAAGCUAAUGCUCAGGAAAAUGUUCCUCCUGGGACCGUCGUCGACACAAAAAUCGUGCAUCCAAGAAAUUACGAUUUCUACAUGUGUACUCACGCUGGAAUGAUUGGAACAUCUAGGCCUGUACACUAUCACGUGUUGCUUGACGAAAUUGGAUUCUCACCAGAUGGCUUGCAAAAUUUGAUCAAUUCGCUGUGUUACGUGAACCAAAGGAGCACAAAUGCAACCUCAAUUGUGGCACCUAUAUGCUAUGCCCACCACGCUGCAGCUCAAAUGGGACAGUUUCUGAAUUUUGAUGAUUUAUCAGAAGUAUCUUCAACUCCUGAUUCAGAGGGAAACGUCCCCAUUCUAGAGCUUCCAAGAUUGCAUAAAAAUGUCAAGACCUCCAUGUUCUUCUGUUGAGAAUGAAAAGUAAAUACAAUUUUGAUUGACCAGUAAAAGUGUGUAAAUAUAUGUGGGAUGUACAGUUAACCUAGAUGGCAAAGACGUACCCCAAAUUUUGUUUAAGAAAUCUCAGUUAGGUUGUGGGAAAUAUUGUUAUUACCAUGACAUCAAUCAUGGUAAUAUUGUGUUUCACAUACUUCUAGCUUUUGUGCAUACAUUACUUGUUUUGAAUCAGCUGUUUCCUCUACCCAUCUUGUGCUAAUGCCUCGCUGAUAUGCAAACUUGCUCUAGUGGUUUGGAUCA
Cicer arietinum (chickpea) is the source of this 3318-nucleotide messenger RNA. The record is from RefSeq and is a predicted model, not a curated record. Lineage: Eukaryota; Viridiplantae; Streptophyta; Magnoliopsida; Fabales; Fabaceae.